Molecule: messenger RNA, 1122 nt
Organism: Cottoperca gobio
Lineage: Eukaryota; Metazoa; Chordata; Actinopteri; Perciformes; Bovichtidae
Product: chymotrypsin-like protease CTRL-1
Exons: 6
Coding region: 34-993 (319 amino acids)
Biological process (GO): proteolysis
Molecular function (GO): serine-type endopeptidase activity
Source: RefSeq, a predicted model, not a curated record
GGACUCUCUGCGCUGCGUCAGUAACAGCACAAUAUGGCAUCCUGGACUUUGUUGAUGCUCCUUAUGUUUGCAGUCCUCAAUGAGCAAGGCUCAAAGGCUCAGGAUUGUGGAGUGGCACCUCUGAACACAAGGAUAGUGGGUGGCGAGGGUACCACAGCGGGGUCAUGGCCCUGGCAGGUCAGCAUACACUUGAAUCAAGUACAGCGUCACAUCUGUGGAGGGACCCUGAUCAGUGACCAGUGGGUACUCACAGCGGCCCACUGCAUCAUUAUACCCUCAACUAGUGCAUGGACUCUCUAUUUCGGAAGAGAGACUCAGUCUGGCCUUAACGUCCAUGAGGUGAUCCGCAACUUGUCAAAGAUCAUCAUCCAUCCUGACUACAACAAUACAACGUUUAACAACGACAUUGCCCUGUUGAAGCUUAGCAGCCCUGUCAAUUUCACUGACUACAUCAAACCUAUCUGCCUGGCAAGUAACUCCAGCCAGUUUCACAACUCCACCCUCUGCUGGACCACCGGUUGGGGAAGACUAGGAAAGAAUGAGUUCUUACCAGUCUCUGCCUCACUGCAGGAGGUUCAGAUUCCUGUCAUGGGAGAAAAGCAGUGCUUGUGCAACUACCUUACACUAAAUGUAACACUCACUGAUACAAUGAUGUGUGCAGGACAAGAGAACAAAGGAGCAUGUCAGGGGGACUCCGGUGGUCCUUUGCAAUGCAAACAAACCUCAAACUGGAUCCAGGCUGGCAUUACCAGUUUUGGAGAACCUUGUGCCACGGCUGGUUUACCUGAAGUCUAUGCCCGAGUGUCUCAGUUCCACACUUGGAUUAUGGAUCAAGUGGCGGGGGCAAAAGUUACCUUUGUGACCUACAACUCCAGAGGCACCGACCAAGACGACAGCUUUGUGUGUCGCAGCUCUGACUCUGAUGUUACAGCUGAACUUACUUACAUUGUCAUCUUAGUGACAGUGUUCCUGCAGCACACUGUAGCUCCAUAGCAUAGUUUUGCUUCUCAAACUCGUCUUCUGUUGUGUGGGGUUAUGUUUAAGAUGAUGUCUAUAGAUCUAUCUAUAACAUCAUGAUGAUUGAGUUUAUGCGGUGAAAAUGUAUGUAACAUAAUUGCAAUG